AUGAUUAUAUUUGUUUAUGCGUAAGAAAAUUUGGAGCUUUUGGGUAGAUAACAUAUUAUGGAUUCUAAGCUUAAUAUAAUGAUACAAUACGUGAUCUAUUUGAAUUUAGAAAUGGUAUAGGAACUUUAUCAUUUUAUCGAAAUGGUGUUAGAUGUGGAGAGAAGCAUUUAACAAUUUGACAUGAAAAUUUUACCGAACAUUAUUUAUUUUUAAUGGAGAAGUUUAAGUGAGAUUGGAUUCGAAAUUCCCAUUACUAGCAAGUUGAAUUAAUAUGAGUUUAAGUGUUAAAUUAUUAUAUGUUUAAAGCAUAAAUCUUACAUAAAUCAAAUAGCUAGAAGGUCAAAGAAUGCAGUGGUUAAUUCUACAAUGUAUUAGUGUUAUUCCUAGUUUUUGGUUUUGUUGCAAUAAUAACGAUCAGAUAUUAAUAUAAAAUAAAUUUGAAUUUUGAAAUGAGAGGAAGAUCAAUCUAAAAUCCGUAGCCAUUUUAAAUGCGCUCUCCUUAAAGAGCAGUUUCACCAAUUAUUUAAGUUGUUCCUUAAGCACCUUAGUAGCAAGCUCUUUCUGACAGUUUAAUUAGUAUGAAAAUGGAAAAAGUCUUAAUGGGAUUUGAAAUUUAAAGAUUAAAUUGUGUAUUACUUGAGUUGGAUAGAAAAAGAAAUGCUAUGAAAAAUACAAUGUAAAAAUUUGAUUAAAUAAAGAUAAUAACAUUAGGAGAGGGAAUAAGUUUUGCUUCUUGAAGUAUAAAGUUAGAAAUAAGAAAUAAAUGAAUUACAAUAGAAAGAAAAAUUAGCAAGGGAGAAAUUAAAUUCUUUUUUAAGAUAAGCAAGCCAAUAGGAAAACUAAAAUAAAGUAUAAAAAUAUGUUAUCUUAGGAUCAAUCAAAUAAAUUAGAAGAGAUAAGAAAAUUAUAAGAAGAAAAUAAAUUAUUAGAAUCAAAAUUAUCAUAUUUACUUAGUCUAAAUCAAUUAGAAAACAAAUAAGAAGGUACUUCAAUAAAAAAGGUUGAAUAACCAUCUUUUUCAAAGAAUGAACAAUUACCUGAACAUUUAUAAAAUGCCUUAAGCAAUCUUUAAAAUGGAAUUUCAUAAUAUAGAAAUGGUAAUUUAAUUUAAAACAAAUAUGCUAAUGCUUUAACAAUGUUAGCAGAAUUGAUAAAUUCUCAUAAUAAUCUUUUAUAAAAAUUGGAUAAAGAUUAAGAUGAUUAUGAAGUUGAAAUCUAGUAAAUAUAAAUAUAUUUGACUUCAUUAAAUCAAGAUAUUGAAGCUUUGAAAAGAUAUGAAACACCAAAAGCAGUAAGAAGAAUCUUAAACAAUUAAAGUCCUUUAUAGGCAAGAUCAUAGUCUCCAUCAUUAUCAUCUGAAGAGGUAUUUUCAAAAAUUAUGACACAUAUUGAACAUCUCUAACUUGAUCCUCAUAAUGUACCAACAAUUAUUAAAUAAAUUUCUUUAUUAAAUUCAUUAGUUAGAUUAAAGAAUGAAGAUUUGAAAUUGAUUGGAAAUAAUAAUAAAUUAAGAGGAUCACCUGUUCGAUAUUCAGUUGAAAGGUCUAAUGGAAGUAUUAGAGUAUUGACACCAAUAAAAUACAUAAGUCCAAUUAGAGUAUCUCCAACUAGACAUCACACUUAUAAUACAAAUAUAAGUGUUCCCCAAAGGGUUUCUAUAAUUCAUCCUAAUAUAUCUGAUUCAAUUUAAACUUAAUAAAGACCAGGAAUAGCAGAUUCAUUCCCAUAAUAAUCAAAAGACGAAUUUUAAAAUGCUUUAAGCUAGUUUAGAGAUAAUUAAGACAGAUUAUAUUAAUUAGAAUAAGAAAAAUUAAGUUUUUAAGAGUAAAUUUAAUAUUGGAAAUAAAAAUUUGAAGAGGAAAUUGAAAAAAACAAUUAAAAUUUAUCACCAGAAAGCAUUGAAUAAAAAUUAUUGAAAGAAAUUAAAAAGAAUUAAGAAUUGUUUUCUGAAAUUCUUUUACUUAAACAAGAAAUUUAAAAACUAUAAAAAUAAGUUGAUUUUGAAUAAGAAAAGUUGCAUGAUUAAGCAAUAAAAUCAAUAGAAUAGCAAUCCCAAUAAGAAAAAAAAUGCUAAAACUUAGAAAUAAUGCAAUAGUAGUUAGAUUAAUAAAAUAAAGAAUAAGAAAAAUAAAUAUAAGAUUUAAUAAAAUAGUUAUAAGUUAAUGAUGAAGAAAAGAUAAAAUUGAAAAAUUAGUUAUAAAAAUAAGAUGAAAGUUUACCUUAAUAACCAAUUGAAAACUUAAAAAUUUAAUUAUGUGAACCUAUUCUUAUUGAAAAAAAUAAAUAAUAGGAUUAACAAUAAAAUGAAAUUGACAUUUUGAAAAAUAAAAAUAUUGAAUUAUAAGAAAAAAUUAUAAAGAUUUAAGAUGAAUUAAAUAAUAUGAAUUCUUAAUAAAGAGUUUAAAUUUAAAACCCAAUUAAUUAAUAGGGAAUGUAAACAGAUUCUGAAAAAAUAUUAAAAAUAAGUUAGUUAGAGUAAGAAAAUUAAAAAUUAAAAACUUAAAUUAAAGAUGUUGAAUUAUAAAGAUAAACUGACUUAAAAGAAUUCUAAGAUAUGAUUGGUAAUGGUGUAUAAGAAUAAAAAGUUGUAGCUUUAAUGAAAGAUAAGCAGGAUUUACAAAAAUAAAUUAGAGAUUUAUAAAAUCAAAUUGAUCAACUUUAAUAAAAAUAAAUUUUGUUAUAAGCAGAUUUAUUAAGUAAAACAAAAGAAUUAUAAUCAUAUGAUGCAUAGAAUUAAUAAUAGGCAAAUAUUUCAUAAGAUGAGUAAUAGACUGAUCUAAUUAAUUAAUUAUAAAAAUAAUUAUAACAAGCUAAAUAACAAUAUUAAGAAUUGUUAGAAACUGCUUAAUAAAAUAUAACUCCAAAUGGUUUGAAAGAAAAAGUCUUAUAAUAGCAAACUACUAUCCAUGAUUAAUAGGAUUAGAUAGUAAAUCUUCAAUCAGAAUUAGAAAAAGAACUUCCUAAAUUACAAGGAUAAUUAACUUAAGUUCAAUAAGAAUUAUUAGCUGCUUAAAAUGAUGCUUAAUUAUAAGCAAAAAGAUAUUAAGAUUUACUGGCUAAGAAACAACCAGAAAAUUAACAAAAUGAUGAUAAAUUAGAAAUUUCCUAAGUUGAAGCAUAAUAAUUAAAAUAAUAAAAUUAAGAACUUCAAAAUGCUUUGUAAAAUUUAGAAUCAGAAAAGAAAUAAUCUGCUUAAGAAUUACAAAAGUUAUAAUAGGCAAAGGAUGAAAUAGAUAGUUUGUAAAGAGAAAAAAAUUUAGCUGAAUAAUUAUAAAAUAUUUUAUAAGAAUAAGUGAAAGACUUGUAAAAUUAGAUAACAGAUUUCAAAAAAAAAGAAGAAAAUCUAAAAUUAGAAAUAAAAAAUUACAAAGAUAAUUAAAGUGAAUUAAUAGGUAAUAAUUAAUAAGUAGAUGCUCAAAAGGUUAAGGAUUAACUCUAAGAACAAUAGUAAGGAUAAGAAAAGCAAGAUUAAGCAUAAAGUCAAACAGAAAAUGUAGAAGCUUUAAAGGAUUUAAUUUAAAAGUUAAAUUUUGAGAAGGAGUAAAACUAAAGAGAACUUGAUUCUAUAUCGAAUUACAAAUAAGAAAAUGAAGACUUAAGAAAACAAAAGCUUGAGCUUUAGAAUUAAGUACUUGAAAAAUAAAGCUAAAUCAAUAAAUUAUAAGAUAAUAAAAUAUAGACAGAAAAUGUUGAAAAUUAAAAUUUAAAAUUUUAGACAGAUCCUGAAAAAAAUUUAAAAAUAAGUUAACUUACUUAAGAAAAUUAAUAGUUGAAAAAUUAAAUCACUCAAAUAGAAGAUCAAAAGAAAGAAGAUUUGAAAUAAUUUUAGAAUAUGAUUGGUAAUGGAGUUAAUGAAAAAUAGAUUGUAGAUUUAUAUCGCUAAAAAUAAGAUCUUUAAUCAGAAAUUAGAUAAUUAUAAAACUAGCUUGAUAAAGUAUAGCAAGAAUCCAUAUAUUUAUAAGAAUAAUUGGCUGAAAAAAAUAAAUAAAUAAUUGAAUUACAUUAGACAUUGCCUCAGGAUGAAUAAAAACUUAUUAUAAUAGAAAAUUAGAAGGAAAUAGAAUAACUAAAAACUUAACUGAAUAAAACAAAACAACAAUAUUAAGAACUCUUAGAAAUUCAAUCUUAAAAUUUAACUCCAAAUGGCCAAAAAGAAAAGCUUCUUUAAAAUGCAAAAUAAAUCCAUGAAUUAGAACAACUUCUUUUAGAAAAGUAAUAAGAAAUAGAAACUUAAAUUCCAUAAUUAUAAGGACAACUAAAAGAAUUUUAACAAAAGUAUGCUGAUUCUUAAAAUGAAGCUUAACUUUUGAAUGAUAGAUACUAAAAUUUGCUAAGUCAAAAACCAUUAGAUGUACCUGAUUAAAGAGAAGAAAAUUAAGUUUUGGCUGAAUUAAAAGAAAAAAAUAAAAGUUAAGAGGAAUAGAUUAAAUAAUUGAUUUUAGAUUAAAAGUAAUCUUAAACUAAUCAAACAUCAAUGUCAGAAGAAAUAUCUGAUCUAGGUAGAUAGAAUAACUUGCUAUAAUAGCAAUUAUAAUUAACAGAAUAGUAAUUAAAUUAAAUUUAGCAUGAUUUGAAUGAGCAAAGAUUAUUAAUUCAGUAAAAAGAUGAAGAAAUUUUGAAAUUAAAAAAUGAGCUAAUAGAAACAAAUGGAGAUUUUUGGAAAUAAGAGUAUCAAAAAUUAUAAAAUUAGUAAGAGGGACAGCCUCCUUCAAAUUAGGUUCCCUAAUAAGGCAAAAUUUCAUAGGAUGAUGAAAAGAAUGCUAAUGAAGUAAUAAAUACUUUAUAAUCUUAAUUAACAAUUUUAUAAUAAUAAGGUAAUGAUUACUAGUAGAUUUAAUAAGAAAAUGAAAAACUAAAAUAAAGUAAACUUUAAUUAUAAAAUGAACUAUUAAAUGCAUAAAAUACAUUGAAUUAAUUGUUUUCAGGUUAAUUACCACAAAAAGCAGAUAAUAAUUUAUAAUUAGAUCCAACUAAAGCUCUUUAAAUUAGCUAAUUAUAAUAAGAAAAUUAACAAUUAAAGAAAUAGAUUAUUGAUAUAGAAGCAGAAAGAAAAGAAGAUUUGAAAAAUUUUGAAAAUAUAGUGGGUACUGGACCAGAUGGAAAAUAAAUCGUAUCAUUAAUAUCCGAAAAACAAUCAUUAUAGUAAAAGUUAAGAAAUUUAGAAAAUCAAAUAGAUUAAUUACAAUAAUCGUAAAUCAUUUUAUAGAGUCAACUGCUUGAAAAAAAUUAAUAACUUAUGGAUUUAUAUGAUGAACAAAAUUAACAAAAUGCUAGUAUAAAACUAUAACAACUUUAAGCAUAAAUUGAUUUGUUAUAGAAACAACUAGAAAAAUCAAAGUAGUAAUAUUAAGAAUUACUAGAAAUAUAAUCAUAAGCAGUAACUCCUAAUGGAUAAAAAGAAGAAAUUUUAUAAAAAACACAAUUAAUUCAUUAGCAAGAAGAAGAAAUCUAAACAUUAUAACAUCAAAUAGAAUAAAAUUUACCUUAAAUGAUUGGUAAACUUGAAGAAGCUUAAUUAAAAUUAAAGUAAGCAGAAGAGGAAGCUAAUUUAUGGAAAAAUAAACAUUAAAUGCUACUAGAUAAUAGACCAAAUAUCUAAUAAGCAAUUAUAGAUAAAUAAUCUAUUAAAGAACUCAAUUUAGAAUAAGCUCAACAAGCUGUACAAGACUUAUUAAUUAAAUAAGAAUAGAAUGAACAACAGUAAUAAGGUUCAUAGAAAAAAAUAAUUGAACAAGAAACUUAAUUAUAGCAAUUAUAGGAUGAGAAAGAUAAUCUUUAAAGAGAAAAAAAUUUAUUAUUAGAAUAAAAUCAGAUAGUUCAAUAACAAAAUGAUUAAUAAAAAUAAUAGAUUGAAGAAUUAAAAAAUUAAAACUUGGAAAAUAGAUAAUAAAUAUUAGAAUUGAGAAAUUAAUUGGAAUAAGAAAAUGCUGAAUUUUGGAAAACAGAAUAUCAAAAGUUAGCAAAUAAACAUGGAGAAGAUAUUCCUAUAUAAUUCCCAAGUUAGAAAUAAGUAGGUCCUUAGAGUUNAAUCACUCAAAUAGAAGAUCAAAAGAAAGAAGAUUUGAAAUAAUUUUAGAAUAUGAUUGGUAAUGGAGUUAAUGAAAAAUAGAUUGUAGAUUUAUAUCGCUAAAAAUAAGAUCUUUAAUCAGAAAUUAGAUAAUUAUAAAACUAGCUUGAUAAAGUAUAGCAAGAAUCCAUAUAUUUAUAAGAAUAAUUGGCUGAAAAAAAUAAAUAAAUAAUUGAAUUACAUUAGACAUUGCCUCAGGAUGAAUAAAAACUUAUUAUAAUAGAAAAUUAGAAGGAAAUAGAAUAACUAAAAACUUAACUGAAUAAAACAAAACAACAAUAUUAAGAACUCUUAGAAAUUCAAUCUUAAAAUUUAACUCCAAAUGGCCAAAAAGAAAAGCUUCUUUAAAAUGCAAAAUAAAUCCAUGAAUUAGAACAACUUCUUUUAGAAAAGUAAUAAGAAAUAGAAACUUAAAUUCCAUAAUUAUAAGGACAACUAAAAGAAUUUUAACAAAAGUAUGCUGAUUCUUAAAAUGAAGCUUAACUUUUGAAUGAUAGAUACUAAAAUUUGCUAAGUCAAAAACCAUUAGAUGUACCUGAUUAAAGAGAAGAAAAUUAAGUUUUGGCUGAAUUAAAAGAAAAAAAUAAAAGUUAAGAGGAAUAGAUUAAAUAAUUGAUUUUAGAUUAAAAGUAAUCUUAAACUAAUCAAACAUCAAUGUCAGAAGAAAUAUCUGAUCUAGGUAGAUAGAAUAACUUGCUAUAAUAGCAAUUAUAAUUAACAGAAUAGUAAUUAAAUUAAAUUUAGCAUGAUUUGAAUGAGCAAAGAUUAUUAAUUCAGUAAAAAGAUGAAGAAAUUUUGAAAUUAAAAAAUGAGCUAAUAGAAACAAAUGGAGAUUUUUGGAAAUAAGAGUAUCAAAAAUUAUAAAAUUAGUAAGAGGGACAGCCUCCUUCAAAUUAGGUUCCCUAAUAAGGCAAAAUUUCAUAGGAUGAUGAAAAGAAUGCUAAUGAAGUAAUAAAUACUUUAUAAUCUUAAUUAACAAUUUUAUAAUAAUAAGGUAAUGAUUACUAGUAGAUUUAAUAAGAAAAUGAAAAACUAAAAUAAAGUAAACUUUAAUUAUAAAAUGAACUAUUAAAUGCAUAAAAUACAUUGAAUUAAUUGUUUUCAGGUUAAUUACCACAAAAAGCAGAUAAUAAUUUAUAAUUAGAUCCAACUAAAGCUCUUUAAAUUAGCUAAUUAUAAUAAGAAAAUUAACAAUUAAAGAAAUAGAUUAUUGAUAUAGAAGCAGAAAGAAAAGAAGAUUUGAAAAAUUUUGAAAAUAUAGUGGGUACUGGACCAGAUGGAAAAUAAAUCGUAUCAUUAAUAUCCGAAAAACAAUCAUUAUAGUAAAAGUUAAGAAAUUUAGAAAAUCAAAUAGAUUAAUUACAAUAAUCGUAAAUCAUUUUAUAGAGUCAACUGCUUGAAAAAAAUUAAUAACUUAUGGAUUUAUAUGAUGAACAAAAUUAACAAAAUGCUAGUAUAAAACUAUAACAACUUUAAGCAUAAAUUGAUUUGUUAUAGAAACAACUAGAAAAAUCAAAGUAGUAAUAUUAAGAAUUACUAGAAAUAUAAUCAUAAGCAGUAACUCCUAAUGGAUAAAAAGAAGAAAUUUUAUAAAAAACACAAUUAAUUCAUUAGCAAGAAGAAGAAAUCUAAACAUUAUAACAUCAAAUAGAAUAAAAUUUACCUUAAAUGAUUGGUAAACUUGAAGAAGCUUAAUUAAAAUUAAAGUAAGCAGAAGAGGAAGCUAAUUUAUGGAAAAAUAAACAUUAAAUGCUACUAGAUAAUAGACCAAAUAUCUAAUAAGCAAUUAUAGAUAAAUAAUCUAUUAAAGAACUCAAUUUAGAAUAAGCUCAACAAGCUGUACAAGACUUAUUAAUUAAAUAAGAAUAGAAUGAACAACAGUAAUAAGGUUCAUAGAAAAAAAUAAUUGAACAAGAAACUUAAUUAUAGCAAUUAUAGGAUGAGAAAGAUAAUCUUUAAAGAGAAAAAAAUUUAUUAUUAGAAUAAAAUCAGAUAGUUCAAUAACAAAAUGAUUAAUAAAAAUAAUAGAUUGAAGAAUUAAAAAAUUAAAACUUGGAAAAUAGAUAAUAAAUAUUAGAAUUGAGAAAUUAAUUGGAAUAAGAAAAUGCUGAAUUUUGGAAAACAGAAUAUCAAAAGUUAGCAAAUAAACAUGGAGAAGAUAUUCCUAUAUAAUUCCCAAGUUAGAAAUAAGUAGGUCCUUAGAGUUAAUAAAAAGAUGAAGGAAAUUAAACAGAAGUUAUUUAAGAUUUGAAAAAAUAAAAUGAAUUAUUAUAAACAUAAUUAGAAGAUUAAAAUGAACUAUAAAAAGAAAAUGAUGAAUUAAAGGCUAUUAAAUUAUAACUUUAAGAUUAAUUAUUAUAAGUGUAAAAAUAAUUGUAAGAAGCAUUAUCUGAAUAGAUUCCAAAAUAAAUUGCAUCAUCAAGUUCAAUUCAAUUUUAAACUGAUCCUUAAAAAGCAUUAUAAAUAAGUUAAUUAUAAUAAACUAAUUAAACAUUAAAUUAAUAAAUUGAAGAAUUAUAAUAAUAAAGAAAAGAUGAUUUAUAGAAAUUUUAAGAUAUGAUUGGAAAUGGAGUAAAUGAAUAAUAAAUUGUUAGUUUAAUGUCUGAAAAAUAAUAAUUAUAAUCAGAUCUAAGAAUGUUAUAAAGUAAAUUAGAUUAAGUUUAAUAAGAAUAAUUAGCUUUAUAAAGUUAAUUAACAUAAAAAACAAAGUAAUUAAUUGAUAUUCAUGAUGAUAUUAAAUAAGAAGAAUAAAUAUAAUAAUAAUAAUAAUUAUCAAAUGAAAAUGAACUAUUAAAGAAAUAAUUAGAAAAGAUUAAAAGUUAAUAUUAAGAACUUUUAGAAUUAUAAUCUUAAAAUUUAACACCAAAUGGAUUAUAAGAGAAAUUAUUAUAAUAAACAAAAUAAAUUCAUGAUUUAGAAGAAUAAAAUCAUAUUUAAUAACAUUAAAUUGAAACUGAAAUUCCUUAAUUAGUAGGAGAACUUACAGAAACUAAAUAAAGAUUNAUAAUUGAUUUUAGAUUAAAAGUAAUCUUAAACUAAUCAAACAUCAAUGUCAGAAGAAAUAUCUGAUCUAGGUAGAUAGAAUAACUUGCUAUAAUAGCAAUUAUAAUUAACAGAAUAGUAAUUAAAUUAAAUUUAGCAUGAUUUGAAUGAGCAAAGAUUAUUAAUUCAGUAAAAAGAUGAAGAAAUUUUGAAAUUAAAAAAUGAGCUAAUAGAAACAAAUGGAGAUUUUUGGAAAUAAGAGUAUCAAAAAUUAUAAAAUUAGUAAGAGGGACAGCCUCCUUCAAAUUAGGUUCCCUAAUAAGGCAAAAUUUCAUAGGAUGAUGAAAAGAAUGCUAAUGAAGUAAUAAAUACUUUAUAAUCUUAAUUAACAAUUUUAUAAUAAUAAGGUAAUGAUUACUAGUAGAUUUAAUAAGAAAAUGAAAAACUAAAAUAAAGUAAACUUUAAUUAUAAAAUGAACUAUUAAAUGCAUAAAAUACAUUGAAUUAAUUGUUUUCAGGUUAAUUACCACAAAAAGCAGAUAAUAAUUUAUAAUUAGAUCCAACUAAAGCUCUUUAAAUUAGCUAAUUAUAAUAAGAAAAUUAACAAUUAAAGAAAUAGAUUAUUGAUAUAGAAGCAGAAAGAAAAGAAGAUUUGAAAAAUUUUGAAAAUAUAGUGGGUACUGGACCAGAUGGAAAAUAAAUCGUAUCAUUAAUAUCCGAAAAACAAUCAUUAUAGUAAAAGUUAAGAAAUUUAGAAAAUCAAAUAGAUUAAUUACAAUAAUCGUAAAUCAUUUUAUAGAGUCAACUGCUUGAAAAAAAUUAAUAACUUAUGGAUUUAUAUGAUGAACAAAAUUAACAAAAUGCUAGUAUAAAACUAUAACAACUUUAAGCAUAAAUUGAUUUGUUAUAGAAACAACUAGAAAAAUCAAAGUAGUAAUAUUAAGAAUUACUAGAAAUAUAAUCAUAAGCAGUAACUCCUAAUGGAUAAAAAGAAGAAAUUUUAUAAAAAACACAAUUAAUUCAUUAGCAAGAAGAAGAAAUCUAAACAUUAUAACAUCAAAUAGAAUAAAAUUUACCUUAAAUGAUUGGUAAACUUGAAGAAGCUUAAUUAAAAUUAAAGUAAGCAGAAGAGGAAGCUAAUUUAUGGAAAAAUAAACAUUAAAUGCUACUAGAUAAUAGACCAAAUAUCUAAUAAGCAAUUAUAGAUAAAUAAUCUAUUAAAGAACUCAAUUUAGAAUAAGCUCAACAAGCUGUACAAGACUUAUUAAUUAAAUAAGAAUAGAAUGAACAACAGUAAUAAGGUUCAUAGAAAAAAAUAAUUGAACAAGAAACUUAAUUAUAGCAAUUAUAGGAUGAGAAAGAUAAUCUUUAAAGAGAAAAAAAUUUAUUAUUAGAAUAAAAUCAGAUAGUUCAAUAACAAAAUGAUUAAUAAAAAUAAUAGAUUGAAGAAUUAAAAAAUUAAAACUUGGAAAAUAGAUAAUAAAUAUUAGAAUUGAGAAAUUAAUUGGAAUAAGAAAAUGCUGAAUUUUGGAAAACAGAAUAUCAAAAGUUAGCAAAUAAACAUGGAGAAGAUAUUCCUAUAUAAUUCCCAAGUUAGAAAUAAGUAGGUCCUUAGAGUUAAUAAAAAGAUGAAGGAAAUUAAACAGAAGUUAUUUAAGAUUUGAAAAAAUAAAAUGAAUUAUUAUAAACAUAAUUAGAAGAUUAAAAUGAACUAUAAAAAGAAAAUGAUGAAUUAAAGGCUAUUAAAUUAUAACUUUAAGAUUAAUUAUUAUAAGUGUAAAAAUAAUUGUAAGAAGCAUUAUCUGAAUAGAUUCCAAAAUAAAUUGCAUCAUCAAGUUCAAUUCAAUUUUAAACUGAUCCUUAAAAAGCAUUAUAAAUAAGUUAAUUAUAAUAAACUAAUUAAACAUUAAAUUAAUAAAUUGAAGAAUUAUAAUAAUAAAGAAAAGAUGAUUUAUAGAAAUUUUAAGAUAUGAUUGGAAAUGGAGUAAAUGAAUAAUAAAUUGUUAGUUUAAUGUCUGAAAAAUAAUAAUUAUAAUCUGAUCUAAGAAUGUUAUAAAGUAAAUUAGAUUAAGUUUAAUAAGAAUAAUUAGCUUUAUAAAGUUAAUUAACAUAAAAAACAAAGUAAUUAAUUGAUAUUCAUGAUGAUAUUAAAUAAGAAGAAUAAAUAUAAUAAUAAUAAUAAUUAUCAAAUGAAAAUGAACUAUUAAAGAAAUAAUUAGAAAAGAUUAAAAGUUAAUAUUAAGAACUUUUAGAAUUAUAAUCUUAAAAUUUAACACCAAAUGGAUUAUAAGAGAAAUUAUUAUAAUAAACAAAAUAAAUUCAUGAUUUAGAAGAAUAAAAUCAUAUUUAAUAACAUUAAAUUGAAACUGAAAUUCCUUAAUUAGUAGGAGAACUUACAGAAACUAAAUAAAGAUUGAAAGAUUCAAUUACAGAUGCAUAAUUAUGGAAUGAUAAGUAUCAUUAACUUUUAGGAGAUCAUUAAUAAGCAUCACCUUAAUAAAUUAAGGAUUUAGAGGAGAAAUUAACAGAAGCAUAGAAUGAAGCUCAAAGGGAAAAAGAAAAAUAUAAUAACUUAUUUUAAGAAUAAUAUUCAUAAUUAUCUCCAUCUUCUGCUUAAGCAAAACUUUUGUAAGCAAUUAAUUAAAUUAACGAGUUGAAAGCCUAAUUAGAAGCUUAUGAAAAUACAAGAAUUAAAAAUUUAAUUGAAAAGGAACCUUCUUAAGAAAUUGAAAAGCUCUAAGAAGAUCUCCUUAAUUAUUAAAAAUAGGUUGAGAUGUAAGAUAAAUUGAAUGAAAUUUAAUAACAAUAAAUUGAAUUUUUGAAAACCUAACUUUCUUAAAGAGAUUAAAAAUAAUAAAUGAAACAGGAUUAAGAAGAUGAAGAGACUUAACAAUCUUUGAGAGAUCAAAAUAUUAUCCUUUAAGCAUAGCUUGCUUAAAAGUAAAAAGAGUUGGAUAAUGCAUAGACAGUUUAAAUAUAAAAUCAAUAGAUUAUUGAUGAAUAUAAAUAAGAAUAACUAAAGUCUGAGUUUUGGAAGAAAUAAUACACAGAAUUGAUGUCUUAAUAGGCUCCUGCUGAUUAAUAAAAGUAAAUCUUAAAGUAAAAAGAAUCCCAAUUAACUUAAGAAAUUAAAUAACCCUAAUCCUCGAAUAAUGAUAACUUAUAAGAACAAAUCAAUAAUUUAUAAAUUGAGAGAACUUCUCUUUAGCAAUAAUUAAUUCAAGUUUAAGGAAAGCUUAACUUAGUUUCAUAAAAUCUUGAAAAUAUAGAUAGCCCUUAAUAAGGAUAAGAAAGUUAAGGAUAAAUUUAAAAAUUAAAUAGAGAAAUAUAAGAAUUACAACAAAGAAAUUAAAAGUAUAAAUUUUUAUUUAUUGUAGCUUAAUUGAAUAAAUGAAAUCUGCAUUGAGUGGAGAUGAUUAAGGAUAAAAAUUAGCACAGUUGAUAGAGAAAAAUAACUAAUUGAGCCUGAACAAUUCAAAAUUAAUAAUAGAUCUUGAUGUAAAUCAAAAAGAACUAUUAAAAUAAUAAGGCUAAAAUUAAGUUUUAAUUGAAAAGGUUAAAGAUCUCUCUGAUCCAUCUGUUACAGAAAAUGCAAAGUUGCGAGUUUCAGAUUUAUAAAGGUAGAUAGAUCUGAUUGGUUAACAAGUAGAUUUUUGGAAAUAAAAAUAUUAAUAAGUUCUAAAUGAUUACAGCUAAUAGCUAUCUCCAACAAGUGUUUAGAGAAAAAUGGUUGAAUAGGCAUAAUAUAUUCAUUAGUAAGAGGAAGCAUUAUUGAUGUUACAAUAAACUACAGAUCAAACUAAAUUAGAUAAUGAAAAUUAAAUUAACUAACUAAAAAUUGAAAAUAAAAUGUUAAAUGAUGAGAAUCUUAAUUUGAAAAAGAGAAUUUAAGAAUAAGAAAAUUAGUCUUAAUAAAUAUCAAGAUAAUAUAUAUAAACUUAAGAUUAAUAUGAUAAAUAAAUUUAAUUUUGGAAAGAGAAAUACUAGGAAGCCUUAUAAGCUUUACACAAAGAUCCAUAGAAAGUUUAAGAUAUUAUUUAACAAUAAGAAGAAUCAGCAUAAAAUAUAUAACCAGAUAAAGACUGGCAACCAAUAUUAAAACAAUAAGAUUUAAGUUCAGAAAUAAUAGAUAAAUUAAGAAGUGAAAAUUAAACAUUUUAGGGUGAAGUGACAUUUUACAAAAAGAGAGUUUAUGAACUUGAAUAAUAAUAGUAGAAGCCAGAUCCUAGCUAAUAAGACACAAUUUAAUCAUAAUAGUAUUAAAUUAGCUAACUUGAUCGAGAUUUGUAAAAAGCUCUUCAAACUUCUGCCUAUUGGGAAUAAAAAUAUAAUGAUGUAGUUUAGUAAAGUAUUAACAAAGAAGUAGGUUAAAGAGGUGAUGCUUAAAAUACAGCAAGUUAUUGGAGAUAAAAAUUUGAUCAAGCUGAAUAAAGCAGAUAAUAACUAAUGUAAGUAAUUUAAGAAAAAGAAGAAUAAAUAGAAUAGCAUAUGUAGUCUUUCUAAUCAAUUCUUAAAGAUGAAUUAAAAGAAGAACUAACAAAAAUUAGAAAUCAAGAAAGAUAGAAAAUUGAAUUACAACUUUAAUAAAAUUAACCAUACAAUGAAUCUAAUUUAAUUUAAAAACUCAAAGAAUAACAUGAAAUUGAGAAAUAAUAAUUAAUUUAAGAAUUUUUGAGAAGAAUUGAUUAGUUAUUAUAAAGUAAUGUCUAGAAAUAUCCAGAAGGAGAAAAUUGGAAAGAAUUAAUUUUAAGAUAUGAAAAAUAGAGAUAAAAUGAGCUUUAUGAGUUAAGACAACAUUUAGAAAUAUUAUAAAGAUCAUAAAUUUAAACUAAAGAUAUAGAAUUUUAUGCUGAACGAAGGGCAUAUGAAAAUGCUAUUAAUGAAUUAAAAAAUAGAAUUUAAUAAGAUGAUCCAUAAGAAUUAUAUGAUACUAUUGAAUAUUAAAGAAAGGUUAUUUUAGAUUUAGAGGAUUAAGUUGUGUUCUUAUAAAAUGAAAGAACCAAUCUCGAAAUGCAUAUUAUGCAACUUAAUUAAUAAAUUGAUCAACUAAAGGAUAAUAUAUCUAGAUAUUAAAUGUAAUCAGACAAUAGAAAAAGAUAAAGAGCUGAAGUCUUAGAAGCUAUUGAUGAAAUGAAACGAGAAAGAGCUCGUGAAAGAGAAUCCUAUAAAUCACCUCAUAGAUAAAUGAGAUAGAGUUAAAAUAGAUCUUCAUGGGAUAGAUACCCUAAAGAUUAUUUAAGACCUUCAAAUAUUUAAUAGCCUUCCUAAUUCUAAGAACAUAGUUCUCCUAUGUAAAGAAUACCAUUCUAACAAUCUUAAUUUGUGUCUCCUUAACAAGAAAAUAGAGACAUAGUAUUAAAAUUACAAGAAUUAGAUGAAGUGAAACAUAAAUAUCAAAAUGCACUAAAUAAUAUUUUGUAGUUAGAAGCUUAAGUAAUAGAGAAAUUAUAAUAAGAUGAUAUUCAAAUAGAAUGA
Molecule: messenger RNA, 14524 nt
Organism: Paramecium pentaurelia
Lineage: Eukaryota; Ciliophora; Oligohymenophorea; Peniculida; Parameciidae
Source: the annotation of a GenBank genome assembly